UAAAGCAAGUUUACACGGCACACUUCCGGAGAGCGAUGGCAUCUCUGGAAAGGGUAAAAGUGUUGGUUUUGGGGGAUUCUGGAGUAGGAAAGUCAUCUCUUGUACAUCUACUCUGCCAGAAUCAAGUUUUGGGGAACCCGUCAUGGACUGUGGGCUGCUCAGUGGACGUCAGGGUGCAUGACUACAGGGAGGGAACUCCAGAGGAGAAGACGUACUACAUUGAACUCUGGGAUGUCGGAGGGUCUGUUGGCAGUGCCAGCAGUGUUAAAAGCACCAGAGCUGUGUUUUACAAUUCAGUAAAUGGUAUUAUUUUAGUUCACGAUCUGACCAACAAGAAAUCCUCCCAGAAUCUGUAUGGCUGGUCACUCGAAGCCUUGAAUAAAGACUCCUCUCCAACUGGGAUCAUUGUAUCUAAUGGGGAUUAUGACAGAGAGCAGUUUGCAGAAAACUCCGUUCCUCUCUUGUUAAUUGGCACCAAAUUUGACCAGAUCCCUGAAAACAAAAGGAAUGAUGUCCUCGCUCGAACUGCCUUUUUAUCUGAGGACUUUAACGCUGAGGAGAUCAACCUGGAUUGUACGAGUCCUCGGUAUCUUGCUGCUGGGUCAUCAAAUGCGGUUAAAUUGAGUAGAUUCUUUGACAAGGUAACAGAGAAGAGAUACUUCACAAGAGACCCAUGCCAGAUGCAGAGUUUCAACGACAGGAGGCGCUUUCAUUUCAAGAAUCUUCACAGUGAUUGAGGGUGUUUGUGUGUGUGUGCGGUCUGGAGUCUGUAGGCUGGAUGAGUUAAGUAUCAAAUAUGUUGUUUGAUAAUCACUUAUCUCAUGUUCAGGGAUAUUUAUAUUCAACUGUAUAAUGUUAAAAAUUGAACUUAAGUUUAUAUUAAUUUGAAAACCACAGAUAGUUUUCCACUUCGUUUUAAUGUUUACUCUUUGUACUAAUUGUUGGCGUGGACCCUUUUUUUGCUUGAAAUGACUUCUUGCUCAACGGUAAUCUGUAAUACAUGCAGUUGUAAUAAACACAAUUUUUAUAGAUUCA
Triplophysa dalaica is the source of this 1035-nucleotide messenger RNA. It is a transcript of the gene rabl3, whose product is annotated as RAB, member of RAS oncogene family-like 3. The record is from RefSeq and is a predicted model, not a curated record. The coding region runs from base 36 to 737 and encodes 233 amino acids. Gene Ontology annotation, molecular function: GTPase activity. The transcript has 8 exons. NCBI's taxonomy places the organism in Eukaryota, Metazoa, Chordata, Actinopteri, Cypriniformes, Nemacheilidae. Gene Ontology annotation, biological process: intracellular protein transport. Gene Ontology annotation, cellular component: endomembrane system.